AUGAGCGAAAUUAAUGAACCUUUAUACCUUUCUCUUGAAAAUAAUCAAAUCUCCAUGAAAAACGAUACUAAUUCUCCUGAUACAUUUGAUGGUAAUAUCGCCUGGAUUUUGACCGCGGCAUGCUUCACUUGGCUAAUGACGCCAGGCAUCGGCCUGUUCUACAGCGGCCUUGCUCGGAGAAAAAAUGCCUUGUCUUUAAUUAUGUUAUGUUUUUUAACUAUCCCAAUCGUAUCAGCUCAGUGGUUUAUUUGGGGUUAUAGUUUAGCAUUUAACAGAAAUUCUAGUCCUUACUUUGGUAAUUUACAAAAUGCUUUCUUUUCCGACCUCGAUUGGGACUCUGGUCCAACUAACGCAAGUCAAAAUAUUCCUGAAUUUUUAUUUGCAUUCUUUGAAUGCAUGUUUGCGAUUUUGGCUUCGGCCAUUAUCAUCGGUGGCGCUGCUGAGCGUAUAAGAAUAUUUCCUACCAUAAUAUUUAUCUUUCUUUGGUCUACUUUGGUUUAUGAUGCUUUGGCCUCGUGGUGUUGGUCCAUAAAUGGUUGGAUGGCAAAAAUGGGUGGUCUCGAUUAUGCGGGAGGCGUACCAGUACAUGUAGCAUCUGGUGCGGCCGCCCUUGCUUUCUGUUUGAUUGUAGGUAGACGUCGUGAAGACAGUGGUUUAGUCCCUCAUAAUAGAAUCAUUGAUGUAAUUCCUCACAACAUUAUUAAUGUAGUUAUUGGCACCAUAUUUUUAUGGUUUGGUUGGUUUGGUUUUAAUGCUGGUUCUGCUUUAGCUGCCAAUAAACGCGCUAUAAUGGCCUGCAUAGUUUCAAACCUUUCCGCUUCAUUUGGUGGUCUUACUUGGAUGUUGUUGGAUUAUUGGCGCAAUGGAUACUUCUAUGCUGUUAGCUUUUGUAGUGGUGCUAUUUCAGGAUUGGUCGCUAUAACUUCUGGUGCUGGUUAUGUUUCUCCUCUUUCUGCCAUAAUUUUUGGUAUAAGUGGUGGUUUAAUUUGUAAUUUGGCUGGUAGACUUAAAUCUCCUCUUAAAUUUGAUGAUUCUAUGGAUGUAUUUGCCAUCCAUUGUGUCGGUGGUUUUGUUGGAAAUGUUUUGACUGGUGUCUUUGCCGAUAAGACUAUAGCGGCUCGUAGCGGCGAAGUCAUACUUGGUGGUGCUAUAAAUGGGAAUUAUGAUCAAAUUUUGAUACAAUUAUUAAUAUCUUUUGUGGGAAUGAUAUAUUCUUUUAUUGCUACAAUCAUUAUUCUAUUUAUUAUUGGAACAUUUUUACGUUGUACCUUAAGGCUAAACACAGAUGGAGAAUUGGAUGGUGCUGACAUUACUGAACACGGUGAAGCCGCUUAUUGUUUUGCUGAUGCUAACGAAUAA
Messenger RNA from Racocetra persica, 1359 nucleotides. The record is from the annotation of a GenBank genome assembly. NCBI's taxonomy places the organism in Eukaryota, Fungi, Glomeromycota, Glomeromycetes, Diversisporales, Gigasporaceae.